AUGGCUGAGGAAGACAACAAGAACGGAGCAGCUGAAGCCCCAGAGGAGGAACCGCAGGAAGCGCCGGAAGCAGAGAAGUCAGCAUCCGAGGGAGAACCGGAACCAGAGCCAGAACCGCAGAUCACAACAUUCGACAGGUUGAAAUUAUUCCUAGAGGAAACGAACAACUUUUUGGGCAAAUACGAUGACCUGGUGGAGGGCAAGGAUAAGCACAAAAGCGUCUACUUGCACACCGUGAACGAGUUGCGGGAACCGCUGGUGACCUUGCUGCAACGGUAUAUCCUGCAUACGAUGGUUCGCGAGGAUUUCCUCUACAAGCACAUCGUCUGCUGUGGCGAGCCCGACGCAGCCUUAAACACGGAGGAAUUCGAGGAACACUAUGAAGAAGUGCACAAAGAAGCGGAUAAGGCGAUUUCCCAACCAGGGCUCGACGAGAUUCGGGCGUACACGGACUCGGUGAAGACGUACAUCGAGCUGGGCAAGGCAAUGAACAACGAUCUGAUCUUCUCCCUGAAGCGACUACUGCGGAAGAGCAAUUCCGUUCUUGCGGGUCAUCUCGGUUGA
This is a messenger RNA of Anopheles nili, 564 nucleotides long. RefSeq lists its product as uncharacterized. The record is from RefSeq and is a predicted model, not a curated record. The coding region runs from base 1 to 564 and encodes 187 amino acids. NCBI's taxonomy places the organism in Eukaryota, Metazoa, Arthropoda, Insecta, Diptera, Culicidae. The transcript has 4 exons.